AUGAAUUACAUAAGGGAAAAGGUUUCUGGGAAGAAGAAACGUUUAAUAUAGGAGGGAUACAAUCUUGAUCUGAGCUAUGUUACAAAAAGAAUAAUUGCUAUGAGUUAUCCAGGAGAAGGAUUAGAAGGUUUAUAUCGAAAUCCAAUUGAUUAGGUGUGUGAAAUCUUUAUUAUAAUUAGGUUGCUGCCUAUUUAAAUACACAACAUAAUUAGGAUUAUAUGGUUUUCAAUUUAAGUGGUAGAAAAUACGACUUUACGAAAUUUAAAGGAAUUUUACAAGAUUCUUGGAUUUGGAAGGAUCAUCAUUCUCCUCCCUUGGAUCUUCUAUUUGAAAUCUGUGAUCUCAUCCAUGGCUAUCUGAAAGGUGAUAUUGAUAUUGAGAAUAGGUAACAUAAACAACGUAGUGGUCAUACAUUGUCUUGCAGGCAAAGGCAGAACAGGCACUAUUAUAUGUUGUUAUCUACUCUACACAGGGAAAUUCAAGUGUGUGAAAGAUGUGCUUUAUUAUUAUGGCAAGAAGAGAUUUGAGAAAGAGGGCUUGGGAGUUAAUCAACCUUGUUAAGUUAAAUAUGUAGAAUACUUCCAUACUCUGUUGACUACAGAUUAAGUGAUAUAUCCUACUGUGGUUACAAUUAAAAGCAUCACAUUUUAGGGAAAGUAAGAAUGCUUUCACAAUUAUAAUUACAGAGCUCCUGCCUUCAGAAUGAGUGGUGGUUGUAAACCAUACAUGGAAGUGAUCCAAGUUAAAAAUGAUAAACAAUUAUAUUCCACUUCAAGAGAAGCCAAAAAAUAUACAGGAAAUUAACAUGAUGUAUUUAAAGUAUUAGCAAUUAGCUAUAACUGGAUAAACCAAUGCCUAUUUAUGGGGAUAUCCUUAUUAAAGUGUUUAAUGAAGGGAUGUUAUAAAUAGAAAAAAUGUUUAGACUGGCCUUCAAUACAGCAUUUAUAGAUGAUUCAUAAUAGAAGUAUUAAUGUUUAGAUUUUAAGUUAAUUGUAAUUCUCAUUAUAGGAUUUGGAUCCAAGUCAACUAACUGAAGACGAAAGAUUUGAUAAAAACUUUUAAGUGAUUGUAUUUUUAUUAUUUAUAUUAGAUUAACAGAUCAAAAUAGAGGGCUGUACUAAGUGCAAUAAUAGAACAGAUUUUGAUAUGUUAUGUGAAAUUUGCAAGGCCUAUCUGAAAUAGGAGGAGAAAUAAUGGAUUAAAAUAAAUAGAUAAAUAAGAGAAUACAAAGUACCUGAUGAUAAUUUGGCUACGGAACUAUUGUUUAUUAAAAAAGAAUUUGAUGACAUUGAGGAUGCAAUGUAUCUAAAAAGAACUGAAAAAGAUGGUGAUCCAAAAGAACUUUUGGAGUUUGAGGAGAGAAUAAAAGCAAAAACAAUCGUAUUUCCAUAACAAUAACUAAUAUCAUAAUAAUAAAUUCAGUAGUAAGUAAAUGAUAAACAAAAUUAAUGA
Molecule: messenger RNA, 1452 nt
Organism: Paramecium octaurelia
Lineage: Eukaryota; Ciliophora; Oligohymenophorea; Peniculida; Parameciidae
Source: the annotation of a GenBank genome assembly